UCAGUGUGUUCAUUUACAACAUUUCCAAGUGAGUGUUCGUCGGAGCGAUAAGAGUGCACGGUAGUUUUGUCCAUGAAAAUGCAGUUUUUUUAAAAAGUUUUAGGUACAAUUAUGAUUAUUUAUUAAGUGAUAAUGCAUUGGCAGAUCUAUUGCUGCUUGUGAAGAGGCGGCGAAUCGCGCGGCAGUCGCGUGCUAGGAGAUUACUACCAAGUACGGGGGCGAUAGAAAUGGCGCGCAAAUGUUGCGUGAGAAAUUGCGAGUUAGAUGGCCAUGAAGUGCGUGCAGCAGGAUUGCCACUUCAUCGACUUCCCAAAGAUCCUAUUUUAAGAAGCAAGUGGUUAGAGAAUGGUGGCUUCGAGCCGGAUUUUAAGCCGAUACCCGGCCAAUUUAUUUGUCAUAGGCACUUUCGAAGAGCUGAUUACGAAAAAGUAAAAGGAACUAAACAUAAAUUUCAUCUCAAGAAAGGUUCAGUUCCUUCCAUUUUCGACAAUUACAACGACCAUCCCGAUCCUGUAAUUAUGCCCAUAAAGAUGUCUGCAGUUUCUUAUCCACAGGAAGAUCUGGAUCUUAUUAAAUCUAAAAUUACGGAUGCUGAUAAUGAUUCUAAUACAACCACUGAAGAUAUUAAGUGUGAAUUUGAUUCAGAAACGUUUGAUUCAAGUGUUAAUUCGUCGACCAAUGACUGCAUUGAUUCAUCGGAAGUAGUAGAAAGUGUGCAAAAUGACAAUAUCAAUCACAACAAUUGUGAUAGUAACAAUGGCACUGAGAAUAGUUUAAACAAUGAUACAACACUUGAAGAAAGUCAAGAUAAAGGUGCAGAAAAUGAUGAUGUUAAUCAUUCUUCGCCACCUGUAGCAUCAAGUAAUUUAGUUAAUAAUAAAAAAAAUAUUGAAAAUGGCAAUGCUUUAGUGACAGCUAAAAGUUUGGAUAAAAAAGUUACAUCUCCUGAUGGAAGUGGUUCAACAAAAGUUGUUAAUAAAAGUGGACUUAAAUUCUAUCCUGGUGCCAGAUUAGAAGCUAAAGAUUUUAAUGAAAAAUGGUAUGCAGCUCGAAUUGUUGAAACUGACUGGGUUGAACGGGAAGUGUUAAUACAUUUUGAUAAGUGGAGUUCAAGAUUCGAUGAAUGGAUACCAAUGGACAGUUCAAGAUUAAGAGUACUACAACUUUCAAAAUCUAGUGAACAAACGUGGACACCACCAUCACAUGAUUCAAAAAUGCGUGAAUUCUCUGUGGGGGAGAGGAUCCUUGCUACCUGGGCUGAUGGAAGAAAAUAUCCAGCCAAAGUGAAUGCAGUGUUGGGAAAUGAUAGGUAUGAUGUGCUUUUCGAUGAUGGAUAUGGAAAAAUUGUGCGUUCAUCAAAGAUGUCGAAGAUAGCAGCUACAACGAAAAAAGUUACAGAAAAAUCCAUGGAGAAAGAGUCUUACAUAGGAAGCAAACAAGAAAGAAGAGACAAAAAAAGAAAACAUACAGUAAUGGAAUUAUUUCAACAUAAAAGAAGAGCAAAAGCUGAUGGUGAAAAAAUGAAGAAAGAGGAAAAUAGUAAUAGUGAUGGAACCGAGCAUGUUAAUACUGAAAAUACUGACAAUCAUGAAGCUAAUAACAGUUUAUCUUCUGAAGCAUAUGGUGGCGAUGAUUCAGGUCCAGAAUGGGUUGAUGGAGAACCAAAAGGUACAGAAUCAUUUGUUGUUGAUGGCAAUGACGGAAUAAGACGUUCUAUAAUAAUCCAAGACAAAAAAUUAUCGCCAGAAUGGCAGAAACACUUUAUUCAAAGGAAGACCGGUAAUUCCGCUGGCAAGUGGGAUGUUGUUUUUCUUCAUAAAAUAACAGGAAGAAAAUUCCGUACACGAAAUGAUCUUAAAGUUUUCUUUGAAAGUCAAGGUCAGCCGGAUUUUGAUCUUGAAUCAUUUGACUUCUGUGUUCAUCGCAGAAAGAAGUCGAAACAAAAAUUAAAGGCAGAAACAUCAGGAGAAGCUCAAAAAAAGAUUAAAACGAUUCUACCAAAAAAUAAAAUGACUUCAGCUACCGAGAAUUUAUUGUUAAUUCCAACAUCAGUCUGUCCUGUUCCUGUAACAUCUACGAGUACUCCAGCUCCUGAAGACAAUGGAACCAUUUAUUCGGUUUUCAUUGGUGGAUUGCGUGUCGAAAUGGAGGACAGUGCUUAUAAAUGCCCUAAGGAAGGAUGUAAUAAAACCUUUCGUAAAGAAAAUCUUUUACAAAUGCACAUAAAACAUUACCAUCCAGAGUUCUCCAAAUAUUUGGGAUCAACCCCGAAUGUCGCAGAUUUAGCCUACGCUCGUACUAUUGGAGAGCCAGUGUUGGAUGUCACUCCAAGAAAAUCAAUAAACAGUCAUGCAGAAAAGAUAACGAAAUUUGACAAAAAGAAAAUGGGACAAGAUAAAAGUUUAUCUUCACAACUGACUAAUUCAGCCGUUAAUACCGCUGAUGGGUCUUCUCCUUUGUCAUCUGGUGUUAAUGUUGAUACGCAUACAGCAGAUCAGAUAAGUGGAUUGAAAGAGGAAACCAAGUUUGAUAUUGGAUCAGUAGAUUCUAAUGUUAGUUUAGAUGGUGAUGAUGAAAUUGGCAGAAAAUCUGAAAGCCUCUCCGCUAUGUCACCUGGAUCUCUAUUUGAUCUAAAAAUAAAAGAAGAAAAAACUCAAACUGGAAUUAAAACUUUACUUCCUUUGAGAUCAGCUUCUUCGACAGAUUCACAGAAAACACUUGAUAAAUUGAAAUCUAUCGAUGAUGCAUUACGAUCAGAAAAAAGUAAAGGCCAACGAAAACGUCAGUUGUCGGAAUAUAGUUCUGAUACUUCAGUUAAAAGCAAAAGAAGACAUGGCGUGAAAGAAGUAGAUGAUUAUGCAGAUCUAGAUGACAGUACUAUGGAUACUGAAGAACCUGUCACUUAUGUAUACAGGUUCAGUCGUCGAAAGAGCGAUGAAAACAGUCAGAGUGGUCAAUUAAAUGAUACAUUUUCUGGAAAAAGUGGUACUUCGAAGAUCAAAGAUGCUAGCAUUGAUCACGAAGAUGGAGAAGGUGUUAUGAUGGUGAUAAAUGGUGAACUGGUGAAGGUAGAACAAUUACGGCGUGAAGAAAUAAUAAAUUGUACCUGUGGUUUUAUGGAAGAAGAUGGACUCAUGAUUCAAUGUGAUUUAUGUCUCUGUUGGCAACAUGGUCAUUGUAACGCCAUUGAAAGAGAGAAAGAUGUUCCUGAAAAAUACAUUUGUUAUAUUUGUCGACAUCCAUUUCGCCAAAGGUCAUCUAAAAAAUAUACACAUGAUCAGGAUUGGAUUAAAGAAGGCAAAUUACAAAGCUUGUCAAAACGUACUAAAAAUCAAGCUGCUAUAAAUAAACGAAUGGCAAUGCUGAAAAGAUCAUAUGACUUAGUAGGUGCAUUACUCGAAAUUCGUCAAAUCCUUCACAGUUUGCGAGUCAAGAUAAAUGUAGCACAGAAAAAAGACCACCCGAAACUCUAUUUAUGGGCGAAGCAUUGGGAAAAAUCGGAAAUACCCGAACCUCAGAAAGAACCUGUAUCAGUAAUGGAGGUUGUGAAAUUAGAGCCCAAGCAGGAAGAGUCUAAGACCGAUGUUUAUGUUGGCUCGAACUCUGAAAUGUCUAUAGAAAAGAAGGAAAUGACUGAAGGAGAUUCAAUCAAUUCAGACACAGAAUUGAUGAAGAUUUUAGAAGAAGACAACACAAUUAUAGAUGAAUCAAAGAAUGUCAAAAAAGAUACUGAAGAGACAGAUACCGAGAAUGAUAAAACUUUAGAAGAAACUUCAGCAAAGUCUGUUUCUGAACAAGAGAAUACUAUUAAAUCUGAAUCUACCAGUGAAACUGAUAAAGAUGUAACUGAACCAGAAAGUGAUGGAACAUUACAAACGGAAUCUAAUGAUGUAGCUGAAAAAAAUGAAGAUGAACAGUAUAUUAAAGAAGAAUUAAAAUCACCUUCGCAAGAACCAUCAGUGCCUUUACAACCUGUUAUUCCAGAGCCGGAGGCUCCUAUUGAUCCAGCUGAAUGUCGUUUACGAUUAUUAGAACACAUUGAGCACUUUCAGAAUCAUAUUGACUCCCGUUUAACGACUAUCGAAGCUCAAGUUAGUGCUUUAGAAGCUAUGGAUCCGGACGAUGCUGCAUCGUUUUAUGCUGUUGAGCCUCGAACGAAAGAAACAAUUCAAAUGUUACUUCGAGAUCUCAGUACAAUAAGAAAACUUGCUUCUUUGUGUUGAGUUAAUGAUAGGACUUAAAAAUCAAUAAUUAUUUUCAAUAAUACCAUUCAUUUAGAAUUAUAUAAAUAUAUAUUUGUAUAUUCUUUAUUACUUAGAUAUUUUCAACUUAGUAUUUAUAAGUUAAAUCUAGGUAAAAGAAAACGUGAAUUAUUUCGUCUUUUGAUAUAUGAUUCAAUCAUCAUAAUUAUAAACAUAUUCUUCUGUAAAUUUAAUAUUGCCUUUUUAAUAACUCAGGUUAAGGUAGUCUGAUACGUAAUGUAAAUAUAAAUUACAAAAAGACUUUUGGGGAUUUUUAGAUUUAUGUUGAAUUGUAGUCCCGAUUAAAUCGAAACACUUUUUAUUGGAUGUCAAUUUAAAUUUAUUUUUUAGUCAUUUUUUAAACUAACAUUUAUAAUUCUCAUUUUAAAGAAAUAUUCAAAAAAAAUUUGCAAAAUAAAAUGAUGAAAAAAAUCUAAAUAUAUUUAAGCUUGGAUAUUUAUAAUUUUUUUACAUAGGUAAAAACUCAUCUCAUGUUGUUAUAUGAUUAAAAAAUAUUUACAAUUUUAUUGUACUAUAAAUAAGUAUUAAGUCAACAUUGUAAAAUUGUUUGGAGAUGAAGCUGAGUUUUAAAGUCAUAUGAGGAACUAUGUUAACUAUAAUCCACAUAAAUAAGUACUAUAAAUAACAAGGCAUAAUUUCAAUAAUUAUGUAAUAGAAAUUUCGUAUCUAUGUACAUAAGCUGAACUAUCAGGUUCAUUAAUAAAUGAAAAAAAAUUUUGCUUAAUUUUUCUAAGUUGAAAAUAAA
Molecule: messenger RNA, 5007 nt
Organism: Chelonus insularis
Lineage: Eukaryota; Metazoa; Arthropoda; Insecta; Hymenoptera; Braconidae
Gene: MBD-R2
Product: MBD-R2
Exons: 16
Coding region: 228-4223 (1331 amino acids)
Biological process (GO): regulation of transcription by RNA polymerase II
Cellular component (GO): NSL complex; nucleus
Molecular function (GO): DNA binding
Source: RefSeq, a predicted model, not a curated record